AUCACACCUCAAUCAAAGCAUCAGACACGCGCCCGGGUCAAACAGCGCGAGCCUUUCGCCUAAAUGAUGCUGUUUGCGUCAGUAGAUUUAACUCCUUCUUUGCUGUUCAAACCUUUGCUGUUUUUUCUUUAAUGCAUCAUUCCCGACUCCAUUGAAAUGAAAGCUGUCCGUUUAUUCCCCAUUUUGAGUCAUUCACCUGUUUGACAUUUCAGCAGCUCACGUUGUUGUCCUGGACACUUAUAAUCCAGAAUAAAAAAAAAAGAUAAGACUUGCCUACUAUUUCAGAUUCAUUAACAGACUUCUCAGACACCCUCCAUUCAAAUAAAUAAGCAUGCUUCCUUUUUGGGUUUUAUAUUGAAACAAAAAAAUGGAAAUCACACACUUUUCUCCACUUCUGACAUGAAAAAGUGGCAGUUUAUUAAUAAUUAUUUUAAAUGUUUCUUCAUUUUUUAUUGUAACUAAUCAAAAUAACCCUUAAUAUUAAUUUCCUGUUAGUAUUUUUAGUCUUUUGAACGUAAAAUAGCAAAAAGCAUUUGCCAAAUGCUAUCAUCUUCCAAGGAAGUGCAUUUUUGGUGGGAAAAACAACAACCACAAUACAAACACCUGGGUCCCAAAAGAUUUAGGUUGGAUUUCAGGAACAAAAUAAAGCUUCAAAAUUGUUCAUAUAUUACAUAACCUGUACCAUGCAGUGCAUAUAAAAUUGUAGAAGAAGAGUAUUCUUUUAAGACAUUUGUAUAAACUAGAAACGAAGGGGGACGAUCAUUAUGAUCCAAAUUACAAUUUUUUGAGCUUUAGCAAAGGAUUUGGUAAUUGCUGUGAUGUUUUGUGAUUUGGUUAAUUUGUCUCACUCUUAAAUUAUACAUCCCAUUAGAUAAAGUGGCAUACAAAGUGUUAUUAUAUCAUAUAAAAUAUGAAAUCGAAAUGAACACAAAGUUGACAUCAUUACAGUCAAUCGCUAAUUCUUUCUUUUUGUUAAAUACUCAAAUAAGAUAGAAGCCUGGGCUUCAUCAGAACAUAUUUCUGAAAAUUACUUUCAUAUAUAGAAAUAUUCGUCAUUAAAUGACUUUAAUAACCCUAGAAUAUUUUUUAAAGGCACAGAGAGUCAAAGGUUCUGCAUGUAUGCCGGGAAUGACUCAUCUGUGACUGGUACGAUAAGCAGGUAAUUUUCCGUGCGUAAACAUGUCAGCCAAUCAGGACAGCCAUGCGUUUCUACGUCAGCACUCUUUCACGCGCUGUCACCUGAAGCUGUGAAACUCACCUGUGAGCGCGCACUGGGCUGGGCGCGGAAGCUCAACAUGUGGGGGUUCAUCUCGUACCUGAACAGCCCCGAGCUGGUGGCCGGCUUCCAGCGGGGCUGCGGUCUGGUUCCGAGAGACACGUGCUCGUAUGUUAGUCAAAACGGACUCGUACACUCGAAUGGAUCCGGUAAGGACGGACCGGUCACGAUCCACCGGCGCAAAGCGGAGCAGGUGGCGAACGGGACGUCACGCGCACACGACAGUAACUCCAACUAUAAAUCCGCCAGUUCACAGUAUGAAACCAAAGGCGAAGAACAUCACAGGCCUCAUUAUGAGGUGAGGAACUGGCUCUUCUACUUCCUGUUUGUGACAUCAGCCACUCUGGGGCAUGAGGUCUUUUACAUCACCUUCCUGCCCUGCAUCCACUGGAACCUCGACCCGUUUCUGUGCAGGCGGCUUGUCAAUGUGUGGGCUGUGGUGAUGUAUAUUGGGCAAGUGAUGAAGGAUAUUUUAAAGCUGCCGCGUCCUCCAUCUCCCCCCGUGGUCAAACUGGAGACGCGUGUGGACGCGGAGUACGGGAUGCCAUCCACUCACGCCAUGGCAGCGACGGCCAUCUCAUUUACACUGCUUCUCAGCGCUCAGGAGAGAGUGAAGUUCCCGUUUGAACUGGGACUGAUUGUGGCCGUGGUUCUGUCUGCGCUGGUGGGUCUGAGCCGUCUUUAUACCGGCAUGCACUCUGCUCUGGAUGUGAUCUGUGGUGUUUUAAUUUCCGCUGUCAUCAUGGCUGUGUCGUACCCAUACUGGGGAACCAUUGACUACCUGCAGCUGCACAAUCCUCUCUCCCCCGUGGUUGGGUUGGUUCUGCCCCUCUUCUUGGCCUAUAAGUACCCCGAGCUGGACCAUUACAGCACCACACGGGGGGACACCACCAUUAUUUUAGCGUGCUUUUCCGGAAGUUCAGUCGGAUACUGGGUGAAUGAGCGAUUGGGCUUGACCUUUGACCUAGCUGGGCCUUUUCCAGUGACCCUCCCACCGCUGACCCUCGUGGCCUUGGGUCUCGGUGUUGCACGGUUCCUGGUCGGGGUGGGGAUGCUGGUCCUGACCCGGCAGACGGUGCGCUGGGCGAGUCUGCGGGUGCUCUGUGAAAUUAACGGAGCGUCUGUGAGUGACGUUGAUGCACGCAGGAGGAAAGAGAUCGAGGUGCCGUAUAAGUUCAGCACGUAUGUUACCAUCGGACUGGUCAACAGUAUCUUAGUGAACAGAGUCUAUGUGAUGAUGGGACUCUGGGAUUUGGGAAAUUCAGUGUAAAUACACAGUGUUUACAGGCAAGUUUGAACAUAAUCUCACUCCGUAAUUCAUUCUGAGGGAGAAAUCCACUUGUAGUCUUUAUUCAGGAUUGGUUGGCACAUAUAAAUUAUCUAAUUGAACGGUAGUCUGUUAAACCUACUAGCUGUAUUUGAAAACCGAAGUACAUUUUGUGGCUUGAUUUUGAAGGGGGAAUAUUCUUGGUGAAAUACAAGCUAAAGGUGAACAGUGUAAUUUCUGUGUCACCAACUGAAAUCAGAAACGCUUACAAAUCAUUUGAAAAAUGACUAAUGCAAAUUUCCUUUAAGAGUUAACAUUUUUGUUUGUGAAAAAAUAGUGUAGUUUCCAGUUGCACCCUCCCAAAGUCAAUGUUUUUUUUUUAACAGGUUUUUGUGUUUACGGAAGAUAUUCUCACGUUUUAUUCUACAACAUAAAAUACCUUAAUAAUAGCCCACUGAUUUUUGUUUUCGAGCUUUUACUUGAAAAAGAUGGUUGCUUGCUACAAAGGUAUUGUGGGACACUAGACGUCAUCCCACCAAACAGAUAACCUCAUCUACUCACUAGUUCAUUCACAGCCUCAAUAUGAUUAGAAUCACACUCUUGCAAACGAUUCUAACUCAAACGAAUCAACUAAGGAUUGAAACGCCACUGGUCAAGUCUGUGCUGACAUUGAUCAUUAAAUAGUCAAGUUUCGAUCAUACUUUUUGUGUGGGAUAAUUCAAUGUAUGCCUGGAAUAUUAUGUUAUAUUAUAUAUUUUAACAUUACACAUUUCACCUCUAUAGGAAACUGUUGAUUCCUACUUUCACCCAUAACUUAAGUCAGUGGUGCAAAGUUAUGGUCGUUGCCCAAUAGUCUUCCAAUCUAAAAGCAUUUUUUAUCAGGUAAAACUGUUAGACAAAUUGAUAUUAUUUUCUGAGGUAAUAAGAGUAAAUGGAUAUAACAUGGCUUUUUUUUUUAAAGUGUUGCAUGAAAAGUUAGAUUUUGCAUUUAAACCCACAGAGUAGAUACAAUCACUUUUACCAUUGUUGAGGGAUUUCAGUGGCCCUCAAAAUAUUGCUCAAAUUUUGCGGAUGUGGUCGCAGUGCGGUCCUUGAAGAAAAAGGUCUGAGUUCAGUUUUGUGACAUCACAAUGACAAUGCAAAAAGAUAGAUGAUGAUGUUAGUGAUCACAGAUGAUGUUUAAUAAUUACCAUUUUUACCAACACAGUGAUUUUGACUGCCUCAAAUCUGUUUUUUGUUUUGUUAUGUUAUUCAUUUGGUAUUUAUUACAAAAUACUGAAGAACAUUAUUUGUAAUUUGAGUUGCCAGGUAUGAUACUCAGGAUGUGUGUUUAUGAGCUUUUACAGAUGUGGUAAAAGAAAUGAAUAAACACAGUAAAAACGG
Messenger RNA from Carassius gibelio (silver crucian carp), 3926 nucleotides. RefSeq names its product sphingosine-1-phosphate phosphatase 2 (gene sgpp2). Gene Ontology annotation, cellular component: endoplasmic reticulum membrane. Gene Ontology annotation, biological process: sphingosine metabolic process; phospholipid dephosphorylation. Bases 1296 to 2546 code for a protein of 416 amino acids. NCBI's taxonomy places the organism in Eukaryota, Metazoa, Chordata, Actinopteri, Cypriniformes, Cyprinidae. Gene Ontology annotation, molecular function: sphingosine-1-phosphate phosphatase activity. The record is from RefSeq and is a predicted model, not a curated record. The transcript has 5 exons.